Messenger RNA from Australozyma saopauloensis, 225 nucleotides. RefSeq names its product SNAP receptor. Bases 1 to 225 code for a protein of 74 amino acids. Gene Ontology annotation, cellular component: plasma membrane; SNARE complex. Gene Ontology annotation, biological process: vesicle-mediated transport; vesicle fusion. The record is from RefSeq and is a predicted model, not a curated record. The transcript has a single exon. Gene Ontology annotation, molecular function: syntaxin binding; SNAP receptor activity. Lineage: Eukaryota; Fungi; Ascomycota; Pichiomycetes; Serinales; Metschnikowiaceae.
AUGAGAGAUAACAUCAACAAGGUCGCUGAAAGAGGUGAAAGAUUGGACUCUAUCGAGAACAAAACUGACAACCUUGCCAUCAGUGCUCAAGGCUUCCGUCGUGGCGCCAACCGUGUCAGAAAGGACAUGUGGUGGAAAGACAUGAAGAUGAGAAUGUGCAUCAUUUUGGGUGUAAUCAUUCUUUUGGUGGUGAUUAUCGUGCCCAUUGCCGUUCACUUCUCUUAG